UAAUCAUUUUCAAACACAAAAAAAUCAAAUCAAAUAACAUUACAUUUACCAGUUUCAUUCAACUGAAAUUUCUGUAUGUCUGAAACUAAACUGAAUUUCUGAACAAACACACUCUUCACAAUGUCCGAUUUUCACCACCACCACCACCACCAACACCGGCCGCACCGCCUCUCUGUACCACCGCGAACCACCACAACAACCACCACUCCAAAACCCUACACUCCUAAUUCAACUUUCCCCUAUUCAUCCUCAUCAUCAAUCCUAACCCUAACUCCAACACCAACCCCUUCCAAAACCAGAAAAAACCCUAACCUUCUUUCUUCUUCAUUCUCUUUCAAUUCCAAAUCUAAAUCAAAAUCAAAUUCAAAUUCAAAUUCGAAAUCAAUUUCAUUCAUCUUCCUCUUUCUCUUCUCCCUUCGUUCUCUCUAUUCCCUUUUCCCUUUCCUUCGUUCCUCCUCCCCUUCUUUUUCUCUCUUCCCUUUUUCCUUCCUCGUUUCCCUUCUCUCCUUUUUCCUUACCCUCUUUUUCUCUUUCUUUUCCUUUUCAUUGUCUUCCUCAAAAAACCCUUUUCUUCACAAACCCAAACAACAACCAAUUUUCAACUUUUCCUCAAUCACACAGUCUCAGCAGAGAAUUCUUAUAUCAAAAUCGAUUCUUUUGGCUUUUGUGUUUCUCUUACGGUUUCAAGCUCUUAGAUAUUGCGGUACUGCCGCGAUGAUUAUAGCCGAAUUUAUGGGAACCGUGACGGCUCGGUGGUUCCGAAGAAAUCAGAGAAAUGGUUGGGGUGAGAUUCGAGGUUUUGUUUCGUUGUUUUCGGGUUUGUUUAUGUUGUCUUUUGGUUGGGAUAGAAUUGAGUGUUUUCCUUUUGGUGGAAAAAAUGAGGGAAAUUGUGUUAGGGUUUGGCAAUUGUUGAUGCCUUUUAUGUCUGGAUUUCUUGCUUGUUAUGAACAAUGUGUUUCUUUUGAAAAUUAUGAGAGUUUGAAGCAAUUGGGUCGGAAAAGGGUUCGGUUGAUUACGCUAUUUUUCACUACAGUUGUGCUCUGUGUUCCUGCUGUGAUUAGUUUUUUUGUUUAUGAAGGUGGUGAAGAUAGUGUUUCAUUUGGUAAUAUGGUUUGGCCUUUGGCGAAUACAGUUGUUUUUGGUGUUCUUUUGAGUGAGAAUUAUUUUGGUGGUGUUGAUGAUUUGGUGAGUUUCAAAGACUCUAAGAGAGAAUUUGUGAUGAUUUUCAUGUGUACCUUGAUAUUGGAACUUUUUUAUUAUCCUAAUAUAUCACUUUGGGGUUUGUUGAUUUGUGGUUUGUUGCUAUAUGUGGCUGUUAGAGAUUUAGAUCCUUUUGAUUUUCAUGAUUUAGGGUUUGGUGAUGAGUCUUCGUCGCAGUUGUUAAGUGACAUAGUUAUGAAGCCAAUUAGACAUAUUUUGAGCGAGAGAAAAUCGAGGAAAAUUGCGCUUUUUCUUUUGAUCAAUGCUGGUUAUAUGGUUGUGGAGUUUGUUGCUGGGUUUAUGAGUAAUAGUCUCGGGCUUAUAUCGGAUGCGUGUCACAUGUUAUUUGAUUGUGCUGCUUUGGCAAUUGGGUUGUAUGCUUCAUAUAUAUCUCGUUUGCCUGCGAAUAACCAUUAUAACUAUGGCCGAGGAAGAUUUGAGGUUUUAUCGGGAUAUACGAAUGCGGUUUUUCUGGUUCUUGUGGGAGCAUUGAUAGUUGUAGAGUCUUUUGAGAGGAUAUUGGAUCCUCAAGAGAUAUCAACUAAUAGUUUGUUGGUUGUUUCUAUUGGAGGACUUGUAGUUAAUGUCAUUGGUUUGAUAUUCUUUCAUGAGGAACAUCAUCAUGCUCAUGGAAUGUCAGGUGGAUCAUGCUCGCAUUCGCAUGCACAUUCGGUGUUACAUAACCACCACUCCGACCAUCAUCAUGAAAGGCAUGGAAGCAAUCGAGAAUUCAUUCCAGUUUCCAGUGAUUGUCAAGAUAAUUCACAUUCACACAAGGAGUUACAUAACCACCACUCUGACCAUCAUCACGAAAGGCAUGGAAGCAAUCGGGAAUUCAUUUCGGUUUCUAGUGAUUGCCAAGAUAAUUCAUGCGCUGGUGAUGUUGGACAUCACAACAAUGCCCAACAGCAUGAUCACCAUGAACAUGCUGCACACUGUCACGAUCAUCAUCACCAAACCGAUCACCAUGACCACCACAGUCACGAGAGUAAGACCGAUUGUCUUGCAGACACUCACAACACUCCAAACUUUAAGCAUCACGACCUUGCCCGACAGCAUGACCACCAUGAUCAUAAUCAUCAUGCCAGCCACCAUGAUCAUAAUCAUCAUGCUAGCCACCAUGACCACCAUGAUCAUAAUCAUCAUGCCAGCCACCAUGACCAUAGUGAUUGUCAUGAUCAGAAUCACCAUGACCAUCAGCACCAUGAUCAUCACCAUCUUGAUGCUGAUCAACAAAAGCACAGUCAUCGCCAUAUUGAUCACAACAUGGAAGGGAUAUUCUUACAUGUUCUUGCAGACACAUUAGGGAGUGUUGGUGUUGUUAUAUCUACACUAUUAAUCAAAUACAAGGGAUGGCUUGUCGCCGAUCCAGCCUGCUCAAUUUUCAUUUCGAUUUUAAUUGUAUCCUCUGUGAUACCUUUACUCAGAAAUUCAGCCGAAGUUUUGCUCCAAAGAAUUCCAAGGGCACAUGAACAUGAGGUGAAAGAUUCAUUAGUCAAUGUUUUGAAGAUAAAGGGUGUUUAUGGCAUUCAAAAGUUCCAUUCAUGGAGCUUCACAAACACAGAUGUAAUAGGGACACUGCAUCUACAUGUGUCAUCAGAUACCGACAAGAUAUUGGUGAAAUCUCAGGUUUCACAUCUAUUACACAAUGCUGGAAUAAAAGAUUUAACCUUGCAGGAUCCAACAAGCUGCAGAGUUGUAAUUUGUACAGAAAUGUAACAAGAGCAUUGGCUGUAUAAAAAGGAAUAUAAACAUUGACGUUUUUUAUGCCAAAGCAAAUAUUCUUCUAUGCGCGGCUUUAAUCUGCGGUGGUGGAUGCAAUUGCGGUUACUGUCACUCCUCUUUUUGGAUUUUAUCUGGAGUAUGCCAAGAAAAAAACCAAUAUAUUCGACUGAAAGGUAAGUAAAGUUAGGUCACAAUUGUUUCAUCUUCAGAGAUCAAACUUGGGUAGCAAUUGAGUCAACAUGGUUAGAUAUAGUGUAUUAACCACUUGCACUGAACUUUAUUGUUUAUUGCACUUUCCUUUCAAAUCUUGCCUACCCUUAAUCAUGAAAUCUUCCAUCCUAUAAUAUGCAUUUGGAUUUAGUGCAGUCGCAGUUAACACAUUUGGAUUAUUCGAUCAAGAUAUUGGACGGUUCGAAUAUCAUAUUUAAAUUUUGAUUUUUCAAAUAUAAAAUUUGAGUUUAAAAUUCAAACAGUCCGAUCUUGAUUAGACGGUCUAAGAUGUGUUGACUCAAGUGUAGUAUGAGGAUGUCGAGUGCACCGAAGUCAGAUCCCUAUAAUGGUCCUUUGAAUCCUAUGAUAAGAAAAAAAAACAAUUCAGGAAGAAUCUUGAGACUCAUUGCAGUCUUAGUGUGUGUUGCUUUUCUUGUAUUGUGGUUGUUGCAAUGUCAUGUUACUGAUUUUCUUGUGACUUUCAAGCAAAUCAUAAUUGAUGUGUGAUGCAGUUACCCAUGACAAUGAUGCAGACACAAUGUGAUGAAAUAUGCUAUCUGAAACUACAGUUUUGUGUUUAUUUUCCAUGAUUAAUAUAUCUAUUAGUAUUGAAUUGUUA
This is a messenger RNA of Cicer arietinum (chickpea), 3754 nucleotides long. RefSeq lists its product as uncharacterized. Gene Ontology annotation, molecular function: zinc ion transmembrane transporter activity. Gene Ontology annotation, cellular component: membrane; Golgi apparatus. Lineage: Eukaryota; Viridiplantae; Streptophyta; Magnoliopsida; Fabales; Fabaceae. Gene Ontology annotation, biological process: intracellular zinc ion homeostasis; transmembrane transport; zinc ion transport. The record is from RefSeq and is a predicted model, not a curated record.